Messenger RNA from Danio aesculapii, 1800 nucleotides. RefSeq names its product tetraspanin 3a (gene tspan3a). Gene Ontology annotation, biological process: protein localization to plasma membrane; regulation of vascular endothelial growth factor signaling pathway; protein maturation. Lineage: Eukaryota; Metazoa; Chordata; Actinopteri; Cypriniformes; Danionidae. Gene Ontology annotation, cellular component: membrane. Bases 115 to 879 code for a protein of 254 amino acids. The transcript is spliced from 7 exons. The record is from RefSeq and is a predicted model, not a curated record.
CUUUUAAACACACAGCAGUGGAGUGUUAUGGCAGCCAGGAAACGGACAGCCAUCUUAUAAAUCCGCAGCCUGUCUGUUACAUUUGCAACUUAAACGGCUUUAUUCCAUCUUUUAAUGAUGGGUCAGUGCGGGAUUACGUCGUCUAAGACCGUCUUGGUGUUCCUGAACCUGAUAUUUUGGGCCGCUGCUGGCAUUCUGUGCUAUGUCGGGGCUUAUGUGUUCAUCACAUACGAUGACUAUGACCAUUUCUUUGAGGACGUGUACACCCUGAUCCCAGCUGUUGUCAUCAUUGCAGUUGGAGCACUGCUGUUUAUUAUUGGGCUCAUUGGUUGCUGCGCUACUAUUCGAGAGAGUCGCUGCGGACUUGCCACGUUUGUCAUCAUUCUUAUGCUGGUAUUUGUUACUGAGGUGGUGGUAGUGGUUCUUGGCUAUAUUUACAGAGCGAAGGUAGAAGAUGAGGUCAAUCAUUCCAUCCAGAAAGUAUAUAAUGAAUAUAACGGCACCAACACAGAUGCUCCCAGCCGUGCUAUUGACUAUGUGCAGAGACAGCUCCAUUGCUGCGGCAUCACCAACUUCUCCGACUGGAAGAACACACGUUGGUUUAAGGAGUCCAAGAACAACAGCGUGCCGUUGAGCUGCUGCAAACCCAAUGUGAGCAACUGCACAGGCUCCCUCUUGCGCCCCGGAGAUCUUUAUCCUGAGGGAUGUGAAGCGCUGGUGGUGAAGAAACUGAAAGAAAUCAUGAUGUACGUCAUCUGGGCUGCCCUGACAUUUGCUGCAAUUCAGAUGCUGGGAAUGCUGUGCGCUUGUGUGGUUCUGUGCCGCAGAAGCCGAGACCCGGCUUAUGAGCUCCUGAUGACUGGAGGGACGUAUGCAUGAAAAAAACCCCAGCAGACAGACUCUCUUCUCUAUCUCUCUCUCUCUAACACACACACACACACACACACUGGGCUCAGGGUUCUGUCGGUGUGAGGUGGCACACUGGAUAUGCCCGAAUUAUCUCUCUUUCUGUACAUCUUACACAGGGUUUGCUCACACGAUGCACUGGUGAUGGGUGAAACGAAGCGCGUCCUAUUUAUUUAUUCAGUAUAUGUCACUGAAAACGACUGCGUUUUAAUUGAAACCUUUGUUUUUUCUCUCUCUCUCAAAGGCGUCGAGCCAGACUGCGAAAUGGCGAGUUUAUAAUCCCGUUGAGAAGACUUUAACAUGGAUCGUUAACCUUUUUUUUUUCCUCUAUUAAAUGGAGUGGAAGAUGCUGUUAUGGUAUGAAUAAGAUGUGGAAUGUAUGCUUUCCUCAUUUGGUUAGUUUUGCACUAUGUGUAUGGUUUAGUUCUAUAUUACCUUAACAAACAGCAAUCUGGUAAAACGGCUGAAAUGCUUUGAUACGAGAGGAUUGGCUGUCUCUCAGACGCCACCCAUCACCAGUCUGGGAUAGCUGGAGUGUGAGAGACAGAUCUAGACUGACCAUGCAAGGCAUUGUGGGUACAGUCGUACGGCUGUGUGUUUUGAAACAAGGGUCACGUCGGUUUACGUGUGAACAGGUUGUGGGAGGGAGGGCUGGCGGCUUUACAUGCACCACCUACCAUUUACCCGAUCCUUAUAUUCUUUUCCUCCUCUUUUUUCCAUUGCUUACAGUGUGAACUUUACUAGUCUAGUAAUCUAUAGUUAGUUUGGAUAACAUGUAGGUAUAUACAACAGGGUCAACAGUGUAUUAUUUUAAAAUGAAUGUACAUAGGGAGGAGGAAAAUGGUGAAAUAAGCUUGUCAUUUCAAUCUUAAAAAUAAAUGUUUCAUAAGUUGA